Molecule: messenger RNA, 555 nt
Organism: Cervus elaphus (red deer)
Lineage: Eukaryota; Metazoa; Chordata; Mammalia; Artiodactyla; Cervidae
Product: transmembrane protein 126A-like
Exons: 1
Coding region: 1-555 (184 amino acids)
Biological process (GO): mitochondrial respiratory chain complex I assembly
Cellular component (GO): mitochondrion
Source: RefSeq, a predicted model, not a curated record
AUGACAAAUAAUGAACCAGAUGGUACUAUCAUCAAGGAGAACUUAAUUGAUAUCAUAGCCAGAAAAAUUAACCAGCUCCCAGAAGCAGAAAGGAAUCUGCUUGAAAAUGGAUCAACAUAUGUUGGACUUAAGGCUCUCUGUGGCCUAAUAGCAAAUAGUCUUUUUCGACGCAUCUUACAUAUGACACAGGCUCAUACAGCUGCUGGCUUACUAAUGGCAGUGAACCCAUUUUUGACAGCAGAUGUAUCUUAUAAAGGUUUUUUAAGUUUACCUUUGAAUACAGGUGAUCUGCAUUGUGAAACCUGCACCAUAACACGAGGUGGAUUGGUUGGUCUUGUUUUCGGUGGCCUGUAUACCCUGUUUUUUUUGGCUAUCCCUGUGAAUGGUGGCCUAGCAGCUAGGUAUAAUUCAGCCCUGCUACCAGAGAAAGGAAACAUCUUAAAUGACUGGAUUAGGAUUUCUAAGCCUUACUUUAGAAAGAUGUUAUUUCCCAUUUUGCUCCAGACUGGGGAUUUGCUGCAUACCUUGGGUCUAGACAAUAUAAACUACUUAUAA